CUUCGCUACAGUGUGCGCUUGGUUUACAGUAACCAUGGCGACCACGGGAAACGCCAACGCCGGUUUAAGUUAACUUCAGAGGAUCAAGUCAAACCGAGGAAGCUCAGUGAAUGAAGUUGAACUAGUUUGUGUCUGUGUGUGUUUCCUUUCCUUCGCCGACAUGGACUCGUCGGUCCUCCUGCCCGCGGAAGCGGAGGCGUUUGUUCAAAGUCUGGGAACUUUCUCUCUGAAGGAAGUGGGCUCGACGAGGUGGUUCAGACAACAUGAGAACAUCGAGAAACUUAACAUACAGGCAAUACUGAACGCUGCCGCCGUGCACAACGAGUUCAUCAAGGAGCUCCUGGUGUCGUAUGGAAAGAUUACUCUUCUGGUCCAUGAGAUGAUCCUCGUCGAAGUGUGGAAGCAGAAAGUGUUCCCAGUCUUGUGUCAGCUGCAGGACUUCAAUCCCAAGAGCACAUUUCAUCUUUACAUGGUGAUCCACCACGAAGCCACGAUAAUAAACCUUCUCGAAACGAUAAUGUUUCAUGAGGAUUCAUGUGAGGCAGCCGACGACUCUCUCCUUGACCUGGUGGAUUACUGCCACCGCAAACUCACCCUGCUGGCUGGCAGAGCCACCAGGGAGGACCCCGCGGCUCACGACCAACACAACCUGACAAGGAAAACAGACGUGUCCUCUAUAGAGGAGCUGCAGGUUCAGAGCGCUGCGCUGGAGUUUGAGAUCUCCCUGAAGGCUGUGUCAGUGCUGCGCUACAUCACAGAUCACGCCAACAAUAUCAGUGUUAUCAGUCGCAUGCUGUGCACCCAUAACUUGCCUUGUGUACUGGUUCAGCUGAUUGACCGCUGCCCUUGGAGCCGCUACAGGGAAGGAGAGGUAGAGAAGUACAUAAACAGCAAAUGGCAGAAGAUUCCUGCGGAGGACCACUUCAAGAUGACAAAACUCGAUGGCCAGGUCUGGAUUGCCCUUUUCAAUCUGCUGCUGAAGGAAGAUUGCCAAAGGAAAUAUGACUUCAACAAUUUCAACAAGAAUCAGCUUCUAAAGCUCCGAGGUUUCUUGACAGAGGUGCUGGUUGAUCAGCUGCCAAACUUGGUGGAGCUGCAGCGUUUCCUGGCUCAUCUCGCAGUUACCGACCCAGCGCCUCCAAAAAAAGAGCUGGUUUUGGAGCAGAUCCCAGAAAUCUGGAACCACAUUGUGAGUGACAACUCUGGGAAGUGGAAGGCAGUAGCAAAGUAUCAAGUGAAAGAAACAUUCAACCCAUCUGAAAAUGACCUGAGACUACAUGCGCAGAGGUUGGCCCAGACGUACAACUUGGAUGUGAUGGAGAGUUUACUCCCCGAUAAGCCAAAGUGUGGAUCCUGUGGGAGAGAGGCUGCGAAGAGAUGCUCUCGAUGUCAGGGCGAAUGGUACUGUCAAAGAGAAUGUCAGGUGAAGCACUGGCCUAAACACAAGAAAGCUUGUCAGCUCAUGGCUGAGGCAACGGAGAAGAUCCAGAGGGACUUGAACAUCAGCAGCUGAAACAGAAACGGUCACAGCACAUGUAUGGCCUCCAAGAUGGGACCCUUGAUGCACAAGAUCAAAAGUUAUAAAUGAGGGAACGUCUUUAUUUUAAUGCCAGAAAAGUUGAUGCAGUUCAUAAAGAAUUUUUCAGUUCCAUUUUGUUUUGAAUGCUGUCAUGUUUUGAUAUUCAGUGUGUGUCGUGGUUACUUCAUCACACCAGCAGCAAAUAAAGUUUAUUUAAUGACCCAACUCUAA
Messenger RNA from Scophthalmus maximus (turbot), 1750 nucleotides. RefSeq names its product zinc finger, MYND-type containing 10 (gene zmynd10). The transcript is spliced from 12 exons. Gene Ontology annotation, cellular component: cytoplasm; centriolar satellite. Lineage: Eukaryota; Metazoa; Chordata; Actinopteri; Pleuronectiformes; Scophthalmidae. The coding region runs from base 161 to 1513 and encodes 450 amino acids. Gene Ontology annotation, biological process: inner dynein arm assembly; outer dynein arm assembly; motile cilium assembly. The record is from RefSeq and is a predicted model, not a curated record.